Molecule: messenger RNA, 3963 nt
Organism: Capsicum annuum
Lineage: Eukaryota; Viridiplantae; Streptophyta; Magnoliopsida; Solanales; Solanaceae
Product: lysine-specific demethylase JMJ25
Exons: 13
Coding region: 158-3613 (1151 amino acids)
Biological process (GO): regulation of transcription by RNA polymerase II
Cellular component (GO): histone deacetylase complex; chromatin
Molecular function (GO): histone H3K9 demethylase activity; transcription coregulator activity; chromatin DNA binding
Source: RefSeq, a predicted model, not a curated record
AGAGGUUACUUUUUUGGGGAGGCAAAACGGGUGAGCUAAGGAGGGGACAACUGCGUCGUCGUUCUGGUGAGUCAAAAUACUACCAGCUUUUUUUGGGAAGGGAAAGAAAAAGGGGAAUAGUAGUAGUAGUAGGCGGAGGAGGAAGAGGGGAGAGUGAAUGCAAUUUCCAGUGGAGGAGAGGAGGUUCGAUUUGAGUACCAUGGAGGAAGAGAAGGAUACUAUUAUGGAGGAAAAGAAGGAUACAGAGACGGAUACUAUUAUAAAGGAAGAGAAGAAUACGGAGAAGGAUACUGUUGUAAAGGAAGAGAAGGAUAGUGAGGGAAAGUUUGCUUCUUUUGAGGAGAAUAUAGAUCUUAAAGAAGAAGGGACGGUUUUGAUGAAGGUCGGUAAAAGGGGGAGACCGUCCAAAAAACAUAAGCAAAAGAGGGAAAGGUCGGAAAACAUUGAAUCUAGAGAGAAAGAGAUUUAUUUGAAGAAAAGCAAUAAUCUUGGUAUGAAAAAGAAUGUUGUCAAUGGAAAACUAGAGGAGAAAAUUGAUAUUAAGAUUGAAGAGGAUGAGGAGGAAGAGAAGGUUGAUUCUCAUCAUCAUAAGCCAAGGAAGUCACAUGAAAGAGCUAAGAUGAAGUUAAGUGAAUAUACGCAGAAAAUGGUUGAAUGGGAUGAAGAAGACCGCAAUACAAAAAAGGAAAAAAAAGGUCCAGGUAGGAAGCGUGGCAUCAAAACACAAGAGAAUGGUAAUGAUCAUGAGAAAAUUGCAAGGAAAGAAUCUGGAAGAAAGAGAACUAUGGAGAAUGGUGGAGAUUCUGGUAGUAGAGAGGAGGGGAAUGGGAGUAAAAAUCAUAGGGCCGACGGAGAAGAUAAAGUGGAAGGAGUUGGAAGAUAUGGAUAUGGUAUGCGUGAAAGAAAAGUGAAAGUUCCGCAAGAUAAUCCAUCAAAUCCCCGUAGUAGAAAGAGGAAGGAUGAGAAUGGUAAUGAGAUUGAAUCAAAUAUGUGUCAUCAGUGCCAGAGGAAUGACAAAGGAAGGGUUGUCCGGUGCACCAAGUGUAAAACAAAGCGAUACUGUGUUCCUUGCAUGACCACAUGGUACCCUGGGAUGCCCGAGGAGGCUUUUGCAGAGUCUUGUCCUGUUUGUUGUCAGAACUGUAAUUGCAAAGCAUGCUUGCGCUUGGAUGGGCCAAUAAGGGCUUUGAAGAACUCACAAUUUGAGAUUAGCGAAGAAGAAAAGCUUGAAUAUUCUAAAUUCAUUUUGAAAAAACUUUUGCCUUUCUUGAGAAGCUUUAAUGCAGAGCAAGUGACGGAGAUGGAGAUUGAAGCUAAGAUUCAAGGGUUACCGGUGUCAGAAUUAAAGUUGCAGAAGGCAAAGUGUCAGAAGAAUGAGCGGAUGUACUGCAACAACUGCAAAACAUCCAUUUUUGAUUUUCACAGAAAUUGUUCUACCUGCUCCUAUGAUCUCUGCCUUACUUGUUGCCGGGAGCUUAGAGAUGGUCACCUAAAGGGAGGUGAAAAAGAAGUCAUCAUAGAGUUCGUUGACAAGGGGGUUGCUUAUUUGCAUGGUGAUAUGGAAGCUGAUUCUGUACCAGCUACCAGAAAUGGAACUUCAAGAAGGGACAGAUCAACCAAGAAAAUGGUUGAAGAUGAUUCUGUGGGUGAUGCCAGGUUUGCAUUUGAAAUGGAACCUGGGGAUAAUGGAAGGCUUCUGCCAGAGAAUUCUGGUGGUCCAGCUGGUGAAUGGAAAUCCAAUGAAGAUGGUAACAUCCCGUGUCCACCACAGAAUCUUGGUGGUUGUGGUAAGGGAAUUUUAAAGCUGAAGUACCUGAUGGAAAAGACAGUAUGUCCAGUCUCUGAGUUGUUGGCAAGAGCUGAAGAUUUUGCCAAAAAAUUUGAAUUGGAAUGCAUGCCUGAAAUUCCUCAGGGAUCAUGCUUCUGUAGGAAUUCAGAGGAUAAAAAUGAUAUGCAGAAAAGUGAAAUGUGUAAAGCAGCAUCUCGUGACGGUUGUGACGACAACUAUUUAUACUGUCCAACAGCUAAGUAUCUUAAGCAGGAGGAUCUGAAGCACUUCCAAUGUCACUGGAUGAAAGGUGAGCCUGUGAUUGUCCGCAAUGUGCUUGAGACUGCGUCAGGGUUAAGCUGGGAGCCCAUGGUUAUGUGGCGUGCCUGUCGCCAGAUAAAGAAUUUAAACCACCCUCUCCUUUUGGAUGUCAUUGCUAUCAAUUGCUUAGAUUGGUGUGAGGUAGAAGUUAACAUCCACCAGUUUUUUAAGGGAUAUAUGGAAGGUCGAAUUGAUAAUGCUGGCUGGCCCCAGAUUCUGAAGUUGAAAGAUUGGCCUCCAUCUGAUUUAUUUGAUGAAAGAUUACCUCGUCAUGGCGCGGAGUUUGUCAGAAGCUUGCCUUUUAAGGAGUACACACAUCCACAAAAUGGCCACUUAAAUCUUGCUGUCAAACUGCCAACAGAUUCGUUGAAGCCCGACAUGGGACCAAAGACAUAUAUUGCUUAUGGAGUUCCUCAGGAGCUAGGGCGUGGAGACUCUGUGACUAAGCUGCAUUGUGAUAUGUCUGAUGCGGUGAAUGUGUUGACACAUACUCAAGCAAUAAACCUGACUCCUAAGCAGCUUUCGGAAAUGGAAGAAGCGAAAAGAAAACAUGCUGACCAAGAUAAAAGGGAACUUCAGAUGGCUGGGGAUGAGAAAGCAUGUAAAAAAGAAGAGUCAUCUGAGUUGAUUAAUGACCACUCUGUGCUCAGUGAGAGAUGUAGAAGAGAUGAAAAAACUGAUCCUUUUGAAGUUCAAAUCUUGAGUAGUGAACCAGAUUGUGGCAAUCAGUCAAUUAUUCCAUCUGCUUCUUGUGUGGAACCAGAGGGAGAUAUUGGUGAGGACAUGGUAAUAAAUGGUGCAAUCAAUUCUACUAGCAAUUGUGAAGCAAGUGGAGGAAUUAAAAUUGAUAAUGAUAAAAGUGAUGUGUGCCAAGAUGACCCAGUGAUUGAAAAAAAUGAAGUAUUUGUGGAUAUAGAAGGGGGUGCACUCUGGGACAUCUUUAGAAGGCAAGAUGUUGCCAAGUUGGAGGAAUAUCUCUUGAAGCACUUCAAGGAAUUCAGGCAUAUCUACUGUUGCCCGGUACCACAGGUUGUUCACCCUAUACAUGAUCAAACAUUUUACUUGACUGAGGAUCACAAAAGGAAGCUCAAGGAGGAAUAUGGAGUUGAACCAUGGACCUUUGUUCAAAAAUUGGGGGAUGCAGUUUUAAUACCUGCGGGCUGCCCUCAUCAAGUUAGAAACUUGAAGUCCUGUAUAAAAGUUGCUCUUGAUUUUGUGUCUCCCGAAAAUCUUCAUGAAUGCAUCCGUCUGACUGAAGAGUUCCGCACUCUUCCACAAAAUCAUAGGGCCAAGGAGGACAAGUUGGAGGUGAAGAAAAUGAGUAUUCACGCAGUGAGAGAAGCUGUAGCUGUAUUGGAAAAGAAAUUGACUGGCAAGAGUGAGGAAAAAAAAACACAAAAUCACACCGGUAAGGAAGAUGAUAAUGAAAAUUCAGAGAGAGGUGAUCAGAAUUGGAAUUGCCAGGAUUUAAAAGGUGACAAGACGAGGUUCAGCAGAACGAAAGAGGAUUUUGAGAUGAUUUGACAGAGGCUCUAAGUGAAGCACUUUUUGGAUUAUGAAUAUGUAGGAUUAUUCUAACUGAAGCACUUUUUGGUUAAUAUGUAGGAUUAUCCAUGUUUGGCUGUAUUUAGUUAAAUCCCCUUGUAUAUGGGCUGACUAAUUUUUCUUUCAGUUUCUGGGGCCAUUUAUGUGCAAUCUUUAAGUUUUGGGAAAGAAUGAAAAUGGCCCCUGGGCCAAACAAUUGCCACCAAAAAUGACCAUCGAAUUAUAUCUCCGUACUGUAGAAAGAAUGAAAAUGGCCCCUGGGCCAAACAAUUGCCACCAAAAAUGACCAUCAAAUUAUAUUUCCAUACUGUAGCCAUUUGACCUCUUGA